Messenger RNA from Camelina sativa (false flax), 1648 nucleotides. The record is from RefSeq and is a predicted model, not a curated record. NCBI's taxonomy places the organism in Eukaryota, Viridiplantae, Streptophyta, Magnoliopsida, Brassicales, Brassicaceae.
AUGUCAACGAUCGGAGAAUCUUCGUUAAACCCAAAUAAAAGUCUUGAAGAUUGUGAAGACGUGGAUAAUAUAAGUCAAUUGCCUGAUGAAUUGCUAUUGAAGGUACUAUUGUUUCUCCCAACAAAAGUUGCUGUAAGCACAAGUAUAUUAUCCAAGCGAUGGGAGUUUCUUUGGAUGUGGCUGCCUAAGCUUGAGUACAGUUCUAGGGAUUACUCAGAGGAUGAAUGCGCGAGGUUACAGAUACAGUACGAUUCCUCAUUCUAUGACGUAGCAAGGUUACGGGACUUUAUUGAUUGUAAUCUGCCAUUACAUAGAGCUCCCGUCAUAGAAAGCUUUCGUCUCAAAUUGCUCAAUCGACCGUAUCAAGUUAAUAAUGUAAUAAUCUCUAUGUGGGUUUUAAUUGUUGUCUCCCGCUGCGUCCGCGAGUUAAACCUCAACAUUUCUUGUACGCGCUAUCCUACUGGCUUGCCGACCAGUUUGUAUACAUGUAAAUCGCUUGUGAUCUUGAAACUGAAAGACAUGGUUCACAUGGGUUAUGUUCCUCGUACGGCUUCACUCCCGUCCUUAAAAACUUUGUCCCUUCGACGUGUGUCUUACUCAGGUGACAUGUCCCUUCCCAAACUUCUUUCCAUUUGCCCAGUUCUCGAGAAUCUAUAUCUGGAACGAGGUGAUAAUUUUGAGGAUGUUAGCACAUUUAGAGUAAUUGUCCCGUCCAUGCUGAGACUAACCCUAAAGAUAACAAGACGUUCUGGUUUUGAGGAGCUUGUGAUAGACACUCCUUCUUUGAAGUAUUUCAAAGUUACGGAUUAUAAAGGAAUUUAUGUACUUGAUUUUGAAAAAGAUAGCUACUCCUUCGACUUUAAAGAUAUGCCUAACUUGGAGGAGGCGUAUAUUGAUUCGACAUACCCCGAUAUCGAAAAGUUUGUUAGAUCAAUCACAUUCGUCAAGCGGCUUUCAUUAUGCAUACCAGUCAAUGCUGAAGAGGCGUUGUAUCGUGAAGGUAUUGUCUUUAACCAGCUAAAACAUCUGAAGAUAUGUCCAUGCGAUCCAAAUUGGUCGAAACUACUUGUUCGGUUACUUACAGAUUCUCCUAAUUUACAAGAGCUAGAGGUCUAUAUAAGUGAUGACCAUAAAGAGAGUAAUUUGGAUCCACUGCUUCGCUGGGAUAAUGAACAGAAUUGUGUUCCUGAAUGCUUGUUAUCGAGUCUUGAAACUUUCAAGUGGACAGGGAUACAAGGAUCACGAAAAGUGAUAGAUUUGGCAAAAUAUAUCUUGAGAACUGCUCGUUGCUUAAAGGCUGCGACAAUCAGGUUCCGGUCUGCUCUAGAGACUGAAGAUGAACGUGAGAUGGUGAUCCAGGAGUUGUUACUUUGUUUUCGAGGUUUGACAACAACUCAUACUACUUUGAUGUUUUCAUUUAUAUGAACCGUACGUGAUGAUCACCUCAAUGCCGCCAGUGUUGAUAGUUUGGAAGUUGCUUCCCAAUUUUUAGAUCUUGGCUUCGACAAAGCUAUUGUUAUGACUAAUAAUUAUGUGAUCAAAUAUGUAACUCUUGAAGAACAAUCAUUAUCUUUCAACAGUGCCUAAACUAUUAUCAUUUUCUACUGUUUCAUUGUGGUUCCCAACGUAUAAUACUAACAAAACAAGA